Cyphellophora europaea CBS 101466 is the source of this 735-nucleotide messenger RNA. RefSeq lists its product as uncharacterized. Lineage: Eukaryota; Fungi; Ascomycota; Eurotiomycetes; Chaetothyriales; Cyphellophoraceae. The transcript has a single exon. Gene Ontology annotation, biological process: sphingolipid biosynthetic process; very long-chain fatty acid biosynthetic process; fatty acid elongation. The coding region runs from base 1 to 735 and encodes 244 amino acids. The record is from RefSeq and is a predicted model, not a curated record. Gene Ontology annotation, molecular function: 3-hydroxyacyl-CoA dehydratase activity. Gene Ontology annotation, cellular component: endoplasmic reticulum membrane.
AUGCCUCCAAAAGCCGGCAGCGGGUCGGCCGCGCCAGUCGCCGCCUACGCUCCGCGCGCCUCCUCCACGGCUCAGAAGUACCUCCUCGCCUACAAUAGCCUAUGCUUCGCGCUCUGGUCCAUCGUGACAUUGCGCGCACUUGGCCUACUUCCCGUUCUUCUCUCACACAACAAGCUCCAUGGCCUGUACCACGCAAUAUUCCCGCUAUUGCAGUGGACGCAAACUAUUGCCCUUCUCGAGAUCCUACACUCUGUCCUCGGUCUGGUGCGGGCGAGCGUUCUCACGACUGCAAUGCAAGUGGCAUCCCGCAUACUGGUGGUCUGGGGAGUCAUGUACCUGUUUCCUCAGGUCAUCGUCGCACAGAACGUCUGGGGAAGAGACACGGCUGGUCCCAACGGCGCACCCUACGCCUUCGUAGGCUGCGUCUUCGCCUGGGGCAUCACCGAGAUCAUUCGAUAUGGUUUCUUCGUGUGGAAAGAGGGCGUGAGCCCGCGGAUCCCGGGAUGGCUCACGUGGUUGAGGUACAACACGUUUUUCGUGCUGUAUCCCAUUGGUAUCAGCAGUGAAUGCUGGUUAAUUUACAACUCGAUCAAGCCUGCCGAGCAAAGCUACCAGGGUCUGGACUUGGUGUUCAAAGCGGUGCUGCUCAUUUACGUGCCGGGAAGCUACAUCCUCUACACACACAUGAUGAAGCAGCGGAAGAAGGUGCUCAAAGGUAAAGAGAAGGCUCGAUAG